UUGACCAGUUUGUAUUCCAGAAAAAGCAUCCCUCUUACAGAUAGCAAGCAGAGAAUCUUGGUUUGUAUGCUUGAUGGCCCAGACGACCCAGGCUACAAAAAGGCGGUCAGUGAAAUGACCGAAAGCAUCCUCCAGGCCGGUGAAGCCGCCAAUUGGACAAGGAGUGAGAGGAGGCACCGACGUGGUGAUUUUCCUGCUUUAGCUCGUGGGAUCUCAUACGGCAAGGGCCAACGCGAGCCCAUGCGCCUGGUUGGUGAGCGCCAGGUGAUGAUGGACAGCCUGCUGAAUCAAGAAUGCUUUCGGCGAGUUGCAGGCUUUCAAAGCAGUGCUUUCGCGACGUGGUACCCAAAGAAUCAUGCGGAGCAUUUGCGUUUGAAUGCUGAACUACACGAAAAGCUACCCCAUCUGAAGCGUAACUUUGAGAACAGCGUGUACUUGGGCAUGACUGUCAACUUUGGGCCUUCAACUUGGACCCACAUACACACUGAUUCGAAAAACGAUGUACGAAUUCCUUGCGCAAUAACCACCGGAGGGAGAUUCAACCACAAGGCAGGAGGACAUCUUAUCCUCUGGGACUUCAAACUAAUUCUAGAGUUCCCACCUGGUGCUACGAUCUUGCUGCCGUCUGCUUUAAUACGCCACUCUAAUCUGCCAGUAGCAGCUGGCGAGACCCGCAUAUCAGUCACACAAUACUCUGCUGGGGGUGUCCGUCGAUGGUUGGAGUACGGCGGAAGGACCGAGGAUGAAUUCCGGCAGCAGGACCCCGAAGGCUUUGCAAGGGCAUGGGCUAAACGUCGAGAGAACUACAAGGAGGGCAUGGACCUUUUUUGUACCUUAGAACAACUCAAGUCGCGUACUGUUUGA
Messenger RNA from Lentinula edodes (shiitake mushroom), 864 nucleotides. RefSeq lists its product as uncharacterized. The record is from RefSeq and is a predicted model, not a curated record. The annotation marks the transcript as partial. NCBI's taxonomy places the organism in Eukaryota, Fungi, Basidiomycota, Agaricomycetes, Agaricales, Omphalotaceae. The transcript is spliced from 2 exons.